CGAUGACAUCACAUCAUUGAUGCUUCCAUGAACCACCGUUGUUUGCUUCUUGCAACCAUCUACUGUCAACAACACAAGAGUUUUACAACGUUACAUCCUGUGUCAUGGAUUCAUUGCCUCUCGAUAUUUCUCAUCCCGCAGUGAGGGAUUACCUGUCCCUUGUGAGGCUGCAGGUCCUCACUCCUUUGUCACUUCUGAUAAACAUCGCGGCACUAGUUGUGUGCUCGGUUAUUGUCAAGCCUUCAGUCGGGUCCAUCAUCAAGUUGCACCCUACAUCAAUAUCUCCUUCACCAAGCCUCAUCGCCGCUUAUGUAGUCGCUAUUUUUCUUGGACAAAUAGGCUACUGCAUAUUGCUUGUCAUGGCCAGGAAGCCGGAGACGAAGACAACGCUUGUGAAGGGAGUUGGGCUUUCCCUCGUUUUUGCAAACUGGUUGAUGGCUCUUUGGGUCAUAACUUGGGUCCUUGAGUUUUUCUUGCUCUCCACGAUACUUCUUGGGUUUCUCGUUCUAUGUUUAUUGUAUUCGAACAUCACGCUUCUCAUAUAUCAUCCGCCCACGUACUCCCGCCCUCUUGACAUGGCGCUGAUUCACGCCCCACUACGUUUCUUCCUCGUUCUUCCUCUAUCAUUGCUGUUUCCCUAUUCACUAUUCAUUACAUUGGGGUUGUUCUACUCGCCCGGCAACCCCGAAGAUUACGGAAGUUUUGCGUGGCCUGGGUUUGGAGUCACAUUUGGUGCAAAUCUCGUCGGCCUGAUCGUAAUACUGAUGCACCGUGAUGUUGUGUGGGCUGUCGCAGCUACUUGGAUUUGUGCAAGUAUAUGGAGCGCGAGGCCAAAACCUGCACCUGUUUAUAUUACCGUUAUUUUGUUCACGGUACUUCACCCCCUGGCCCUCCUUGGAACACUCCUCUACCGCCGACUUACCAAUCGAGAAGGGAGAAUUGCACUACCCAAUGAUGAAGAACAUGAUACAGCAUCAUCGGGUAGGCGUGGACCGCGAGAGGUGGAUGCUGAAGUUCUCUGGGGUUCUAGCUGAGUAGUGAGUAGGACUUUUUUUUCUUCUUGGUCAGGACGCUAUGUGAUCGUUGCGUUUGGUUUCAUUCCUGUUGGAUUACAUACAUACUGCAUACAAAGGGCAAACUGGUAGCGAGGCAAUACUUACGAGAGCAUUUGGCCGCACGUGAUCGAGAUGGUAGUCUAGACCGUCUGGCGUCACAA
Molecule: messenger RNA, 1216 nt
Organism: Suillus paluster
Lineage: Eukaryota; Fungi; Basidiomycota; Agaricomycetes; Boletales; Suillaceae
Exons: 7
Coding region: 105-1034 (309 amino acids)
Source: RefSeq, a predicted model, not a curated record